UCCAACGCAACCAGAGAUGACAGAGAGAGAGAGAAAAUUGUCUUUAUGAGUGGUUGCAGCCCCACUUUUAACUUCAGCAUGGAUUUUGACUACCAGAUGAUAAAAGAUCGCGAAAUGCAACAGCGAGAAGCAAUGAUCCGCUCCUUGCCAAUCCCACAACCCCGGCAGGUGACUGGCCUGUACGUCAAUCAACAGCCGUCUGCAAGACGGAUUCCUCCAGUCAAGCCCAGGAGAAGUCUAAAGUCCCGACCCCCACCACAGGAUGGGGUGGGGCCUCCCGGCCAGCCAGCUACUAGCAGAGAGAGUGAGGGUGGCGUUCAGAGGGUGUCACCAGCUGUGAGUUUAAGCGGCACCCCUGUCUGCCUGGAGCCUCUGUCCCCCUCCCUGCGCGCUCACACCCUGCUGUGGUUCCAGAGGACGCAGCUACCCCGCCUAAGCAGGCCCGGCCACCCCCUGCCCCUGUGGCUGCACGGCUUCGCCACACGCCGAGAGGCAGAGGAGCUUUUGAAGGAUGAGGGACAGGGCUGUUUCCUGGUGAGGCUCAGUGAGUCAAAGAUUGGAUUCGUCCUCUCAUACAGGGGGAAGGACAGGUGCCGUCACUUCAUCAUUGAGGAGGAAGGGGGCGGGGCAGCAGCUGAAGGGGGGCAUUACCUCAUUGCUGGGGAGGAGAGUCGCCAUGGCAGCCUGCAGGAGCUGGUCAGCUACUACACCCAGCAUGCGGUCGGGCCCUUUGAAGAGAUGCUGACCACACCCUGUGUUAAGGCCAAGCAAAGCAGGGAGGAUUUGGUGGCACAGGAAGCAGAAGUGCGGGACAGGGCUGACGGCAUAUAUGGAGGACCCGUGGCAGAGCAGGAGGUCUCUGCUGUCCCAUCUGCCCCUCCAGCACCCGCAGCCACCUUCUGUCCCCCAGCAGGAUUAGCCCCACCUCCCACAGAGACGGCUCAGUACGCAGUGGUGAGGAAGCUGCUGAAGAAGUCUCAUUCUUUGCCUGACAGCCAAACUGCCAGAGACACAGCCUCCCCUGACCCAGAGGUGCCAAAUUUCAUCCCCGUUGCACCCCCAGAAGCCCCAGCUACAGCAGUCAGUGACGCUGCAGGGGCAGUUGGAGAGGACACACUUGAGGACGUCCCGUACGCCAAGGUCAACAAGCCCCUGCGGGCCUUUUCCAGCACACCCCCUCCCUCCACUGACACCCCCCAGCCUGCCUCCCCCUCCCAUCUGUCUCGCAGGGGGUCCGGCGGGGAGCAGAAGUACUGGGAGCUGGUGCCCAUGCACACCUACGAGGAAACCAAUCAUGUGGCCCCCCGAACAGAGUCAGAUGACCAGAUUGACUUCUAUGCCAUGGGGCGCAGGCGGGACAUCGGGGAGAGUGCAGCGGCCUCCACACACGUGUACUCUGAGGUGAACCUGAGAGGAUCCCGGGAAGGAUCGGCCCCCGUCCCUGUCCCCCCUCCUGCCAGAACUGCCCCCAGUCUGCCUCUUAGGCCCCCUCCCCGAAUAGCAGAUGGCCUCUCUCAGGCGGAGUCUGCUUUACAGAGAUUGGACGGCCGCCUCCCCCUGACCCCUCCCUCUCGACCCGGGUUACACCUGCCCGCCUGCUCUGAGAGACCCCUCCCUGACAACCACACCUCCAUCUAUGAGCAGAUCCCAGACAGGGGUUCUUCAGUUCGACCUCCGCUGCCCCCACCGAACCACAGGCACUGACCUCACCAACAUCAUAUCCCAGUCCGGGAGCCUGCCAGUUCUGCCAGAAAGUGCCAUCACAUCAUGCUACUAUUCUGAUGCUCAAAUUAUCCGGAUACUUCUGCAUUUCUGUACAGU
Molecule: messenger RNA, 1821 nt
Organism: Megalops cyprinoides (Indo-Pacific tarpon)
Lineage: Eukaryota; Metazoa; Chordata; Actinopteri; Elopiformes; Megalopidae
Exons: 9
Coding region: 46-1704 (552 amino acids)
Cellular component (GO): cytoplasm
Source: RefSeq, a predicted model, not a curated record